CUCCCUCUUCAUCUACAGCUCGCUGCAGCCUCUCGGUACUUUAUUGAGCGGUGAUUGAAUCCAGCUCGAUUUGUGCAGCGCCGCUUUAAAGGAGCCUUCUGAACUAAAUCACCGCUCACACUUCGCUCCGGCGUCUCUUUUUUUUUUGACCCACCUUCCUUGAAUAUCACCUCUUUGCCUUGGCUAGAACAUUGUGUCCUCUGUGGUGAAAAUGACUGCAAAGCAUCGAAGAGGGAAAGCCAACCACAAACAUGAAGAUAACUUUUUCAAAAAUGAAGUCACGGAGUCAGAAGUUCGCCCUGGAGUCAAUCACUACGCUCUCCACUUGGUUUUAUUCCUGCUGCUUGUAAUUGGCGGUGCCACGGGCUCAUGGUUCUGUUUCCAGCAGCACCAAACUUUAACCUACUUAACUGACAAUCUCAUGGGCAUGCAGAUGAAAAUAGUGAAACUACAGUCCUCCCAUGAAGAACUGCGACAGUCAAGUAACAAGCAGCACAUUACAGAUGUCCUGGAGAGCCGUCUGAAUGCCCUGGAGGAUUCUCAUUCACUGGCCCAGAAACAGGUGGGAAUGGCCUUGGCUGCAGCUGAACAGCUCAAGACCACUGAACUCCCCGCUCAGGUGCUGUCGCUCCACACAGAGAUGACAACGCGUCUGGCAGAGAUGCUGCAUGCUACCGCAUCUCUGGAGCAGCUGCAACAGCUACAGACCAAGCUGAACGGGAAGAGUGAGGAGAUUGCUGGUGUCAGGAUUCAGGUGGAGGGGCUGGCCGCUCUGAGCGAUGAGCUUUCUGAGAAGCAGCAAAUUACAGAGAUCUUGGAGAGCCGUAUAAAUGCCCUGGAGGAUUCUCAUUCAAUGGCCCAGAAAGAAGUGGGCAUGGCCCUGGCUACAGCUGAACAGCUCAAGACCACUGACCUCCCCACUCAGGUGAUGUCGCUCCACUCAGAGAUGACAAGACGCCUGGCGGACAUGCGGCACGCCACAGCCUCUCUGGAGCAGCUGAACCAGCUGCAGACCAUGCUGAAGGGGAAGAGCGAGGAGUUUGACGAUGUCAGGAUUCAGGUGGAGGGCCUGGCCGCUCAGAGCACCGAGCUUUUCAAGAAGGUUGAGGACUUGAUGGGGGGCAUGGGUGAAGCAGGAACCAAGCUGGAGAAAAGAGCUCGACAGGUGGCCAAGCUAAGCAGCACCCUGAAGGGACAGGCUGCCGAAGUGCUGAGACUGAAGGCGCAGCUGGACACCUAUCAAGCUCAGCUUGAAGCCAACACACUGGAGAUGGCUACUGUCAGAGAGUUGGUUGAGAGUGAACAGGCCCUGCGGCUCCAGCAGGCCGCUAUGCAGGAGCAGCUCAAUGCGGUGAAACAGACAGAGGAAGUGACAGCUCCCGCAGCUGAAGAAGAGACAGCUCCCGCAGCUGAAGAAGAAGAGGCAGCUCCUGUGGCUGAAGAAGAGGCAGCUCCCGCAGCUGAAGAAGAGGCAACCCCAGCAGCUGUAGAAGAAGAGGCGCUUCCUGCGGAUGUCGAACAAGAGGCAGAUGAAAGUGAAGGAGAGGCAGCUGCACAGGGUGAAGCUCCUGUCGAGCAGGAGGACUCUGUGAAGGAUGAAACCGCUCCUGCAGAGGAGGAAGAGGCAGUGAAGGAGGAUCAGACCGAGCAAGACGAGUCAGUUGCCUUAUCAGAAGAGACGGCAGAGGGGGUACAAAGUGAAGAAGAGCCUGAAGAGCAGAAGCAGGAAGCAGACGAAGAGGAGAGCCACAAAGCAGCAGAAGAGGAGGAGGAGGUGGUAGAAGAGGAGGCGGCAUCUGAAGGAGAGAACGAUCUGGAAGAGGAGGAAGUAUCGGAAGGAGAGGAAGAAGAGGAGGAUGAAGCUGAAGAGGAAACAGAUGAAGGACUGGAGCCAUUAGAAGAGGAUGAAUAGUUGACGCCACCAGAAAGGGACUUUUUUUUUCCACACCAGACACAUCCACUCUGUCUAAAAUCACCAUCUACAAUAUGACAAAUGCUGUAGGAAGACAUGAUUGAUUGCUGUUGUUUAGGUGCAGUUAUCAUGUUGUGGUCGCUCUUCUGACUGAAGUCUGCCUUUCAGUCAUGAUGCUGGAGUAAGAGCUGAACCUGUACCUCAAAAUAUGACAAGGCUGAAGUGCCAAUAACAACCUCAAAAGCCUUAAUCCAUAAAACUGUCUUUCUACAGAGCAAUUUACACUUUUCAAUAAUCUCACCUUUUUCAUCAAGGUUAGGUUCUGUACUAAACUGGAAAUUAAAAAGCCAAUAACAUAACAAGAAGCUGACGCAUAAGCUGUUUCUCAAUGCACUUGAAGCCAUAAGUAAUGCCUGUCUUGGUGACAUUUCAAUGUCUCUUUUUGUCACUGCCUGAAAUGUUUCGAGAGAUAUUCUAGAAGGAAAAAAUGUUUGCAGUAUCUUUAAGUUACAAUCUCAAAGAUCGCCUUUCUCUGAGUUUUCAUUGCCUGUAGUCAUUGCUCUUUUUGUUUUGUUUGUUCGGCCUUAGUUACUGUAAACUAUAGCCAAGACUGGAAAAAACAGUAAGCUGCUUCACACUUAAAUGAUUUGAAGAGUGAAUCUGUUGCGGUAGGUCCGACAAACAUAAUGUCGCCACAGACACCCAGGUUAUAGGUCAAAGACUGUUAAUGCAAGGGCUUUAUCAGCUUUAUCACCAUGAGAUUACCUCAUUCAGCCAAACAUAGACCUAACAAUCACUUUAAAUUAAAAUCUUUGAGAUCUUUACUACCCAGCUGUUUACACAGGCAGCAUGGCCAACUAAAGAGCAUGCGAGAAAGGAAGAAAAACAUCUUUUGAUAAGAUAAACAAGAAGAAUUCCUGAAUGUUUUUAAAGUAAACGACAAACUGUCGUUAGAUUUUUUUUUUUUUUUUACUUUUCUCUUGUCUUUUCACUUAAAACUGGAGCUUUGCUUUGAUUUCGCACUUUUGUACCUGAUUGCAAUUCUUCUCAGACUUACACUCCUGUAGUAAUGUAAGAUACAGUGGUCUUAAAGUCCUUUUUUACCAAGAACUGUUUCAGCAACACAAUUCUAAUGCUCAAACACUUUUUAUUUAAUAGUAAGCAAGAAGUCUUUAAUGGAUAUCGGCAGAUAUUCCAUGCAUUCUAGUCACGACUAAUAGUGUUUAGGAAAAAGCAGUUGUUUGUAACUAUCGGAAGAGCUCUUGGAAAACUGUCGCAGUGUUGAAUUGCAGCUAAGUCUUCCAUUUCCGUUGUGGCUUUCAAAUGCACACUGAAAGAAAGUUUCCCAACCAAGUAAUUUUGAUCCAAAAACGCUAAUCGGAUAUAAAUUGAUAAGAUAUUUAACUUAAAAGUACCUAAAAUUUACUGUUUAACCAGAAGUUUUGAAACAAACUUUACAGAAUUUUGUGUGGAGACAGACAGAUACACAGUGCAACAGCUUAGAAAACCGAGUCCAACAGUAGCUGAAAAAGCCCACAUGCAUCUACUUUAUGACGUAGUCAUGUCAGACUUGUAAGCUUUAUGUUGCACAGAAGAGAAGUUUCCCAGCAGGACUCUGACCCUUUACAUGCAUUGAAACUACACCAUGACUGUGAAAUCUGAAGGAGGAGCGAGGAAUGCUGGUGUUCACGGCUCCAUAGUCUGCAGUUCUUCACCGUGCUGUACAGGUCUGGGAACAUUAGAAUCAAAUAAAGGUCAAAUCAUCCGGUCACAACCCAAGACUGUUUCUCCAAUAUAAUGUGAAUGGUAAAAUAAUGCAGAAAAAUGUGCAAGCUGUGAUUAGGGCAAAUAAUACACAUAUCAGUUACUAAUAAUAUCAAAUAUAUUGUGAUAAAAUUACCUCUUUGGAGACAUGACAAAUGUUUGUUUAGUCAUGCUUCACAAAUGUGAUUAUAAGUUCUCGGUAGUAUAGUAAGACUUGUGCACCACUGUACAUUUUACUAGGACGUUUCACUUUUACAAAAUGCACUGUUUUUGCCAAUGUAUUGGUUACUACUUCUCACAUUGUUUAUAAAAUAAACCCUGGUUCUUUCACUUUUGUAUACUCAA
Centropristis striata (black sea bass) is the source of this 4021-nucleotide messenger RNA. Its product is annotated as caldesmon-like. NCBI's taxonomy places the organism in Eukaryota, Metazoa, Chordata, Actinopteri, Perciformes, Serranidae. The record is from RefSeq and is a predicted model, not a curated record. The transcript is spliced from 6 exons. Bases 212 to 1912 code for a protein of 566 amino acids.